This is a messenger RNA of Enhydra lutris kenyoni (northern sea otter), 349 nucleotides long. RefSeq names its product beta-lactoglobulin-1-like. Gene Ontology annotation, molecular function: small molecule binding. Lineage: Eukaryota; Metazoa; Chordata; Mammalia; Carnivora; Mustelidae. The record is from RefSeq and is a predicted model, not a curated record. The annotation marks the transcript as partial. The transcript is spliced from 3 exons.
AUGGUUUGGCUCUACCACAAGAAGCCCGGCCAGCCGGCCCACAAAGAACCUUCUUUCAGGGAGGACGGUAGGUGUGCUGAGCAGAAGGUCAUGGCCGAAAAAACCAAAGUCCCUGCUGAGUUCAAGAUCAACUAUCUGGAGGAGAACAAGUUCUCUGUGCUCGACACGGACUACGACAACUACCUGUUCUUCUGUAUGGAGAGCACAGGCGCCGCCCAGCCGAGACUGACGUGCCAGUACCUGGCCAGGACCCUGAAGGUCGACAACGAGGUCGUGCAGAAAUUCGACAGAGCCCUCAAGACCCUGCCCGUGCACAUCCGGCUCUUCUUCAGCCCGACGCGGGUAGAAG